AUGUGGCUUACCCAAGAAUUGGCUGUAAAAAAUGUUUUCGCUCACUACCACAGGGGUUGCCGUUAGUUUUGCUUUUUUUAUGUUUCGUUCAUGUGUGGCAACGAUCGCUGAAUACAUGCCCUUAUUCAUGGCACAAUUAGGAUACAGCACAACUUAUGUCGGUUUGGUCCCUGUGCUUGGUUUCGUCACUCAAGUGAUAGGAAUACCGAUCGCAGGAUAUUUGUCUGACAAAUUUCGCAUGAGGAAGCACCUGCUGCUUAUAUGUAUCCUUUUGUCGAUUCCCAGCACCUUGCUGUUUCUGGCACCGAAAGCGCCUGAUUUAACCUGCGAAGAAUCAUCAUCGGGAAAUAUCACAGAAUCAUUCGGAAACUCCAGUAUUGUUCAUAAUUCUGUAAUGAACGCAUCAUCUGCUGAAAAAAAUGUCGAAAAUCCUUUGGGGAAUAGCGAGACGAAAUACGACGGCGAUAUGAAUACGAGUAUCUUGAAAAACGGGUGGUGGAUUAUGAAGAAGUCAAGUCGGUCUUGUCAAAACUCAUUAUAUUCUUGUCCUGUUCAUUUGCGCGCAUGCAGCAAUUUCACUGUUUCUAUUUGCGCCUCGUUUGCUGGUCUAGCGUUUACUGAAAAUGCUUGGCUGGUGAUAUUCCUCGAUAGUUUUCAGUCUGUUUCGUUUGUCCUAACUUAUGCGUCUUUGGUAAUUCACUUUUCAAAAGCGGGAUCAAAGGCAUCGUCUGCUUUUUUUCAAGGUGUGGUGAACCUAACUUUUCAUGGAAUUGGCAAGGAACUUGGCUCCGCAGUUUUUGGAAUCUGUUUUGAAGAAUUUGGUACAAGAUUAAGUUUCUGUGGUUUCUCUGUUGUCACUGUGGCUUGGAUGGCGGUGUUUACUAUUUAUAUCUUCUGUGCUAAAGAUGUUCAUAGUUACCAGGAGGUCCCACGGGAGGAAGAAGUUAGUGAUGAUGAUCGAGAAAUAAAGUGAAGUUGAUGCGGAGCAUUUGCACUGAUAAUAUGCCGCUGGCGGAUCUGGGGGUAGUCAGAAUAAAUUACACAGCUAAAUUUUGAAUUCAAAACACCUUAAUAUUUUUAAAAUGAAAAGGAUAUUUUUAAAUAAAAAUCUAUUAGGAUUUUAAGCGAUUGCGAUUUCAAGCUGUAAUAAUUUAUUCUGAUCACCCCCAGAUCCGCUACUGUAAUCUGUUAAAAAUAUUUCCAGGUGUUUAAAUUACGUUCUUAAGAUAUGAAAAAUAGAAUUCUGAAGAUAAAAUAGAAAUCGAUGUAAAUUCGAGUAAACCCUCAUGAUUGCGUGGUGGCCAUUAAUUUUUUACACAUCUCUUAUAUUAUUUAAGGAUUUUAGCACUCUGUAUGUACGUUAUCCGGUUUUAUAUGCACGAUUUCAUAAACAAGGAACGAGAAGUCCAGUUCAACUGUCCUUAAUAACAAGGCUAUUGCAUGGUUAUUAGUUUCAAUACAAUAUGAUUAGAUAAAAAAU
Messenger RNA from Dendronephthya gigantea, 1480 nucleotides. RefSeq lists its product as uncharacterized. Lineage: Eukaryota; Metazoa; Cnidaria; Anthozoa; Malacalcyonacea; Nephtheidae. Gene Ontology annotation, cellular component: membrane. The coding region runs from base 32 to 973 and encodes 313 amino acids. The record is from RefSeq and is a predicted model, not a curated record. The transcript is spliced from 4 exons.